AUGUUCCAGAUGAUUGCUGGGGCAGUGAUGCUGACAGAUUCCGUUUAUUGGAUAGUGAUGGCUCCAUUCCUUACGGUCGUAGGUUAUGAAAUGGGUUUUUUGACCGUUGUUGCACAUUCACUUAAUCUUGUUUUGCUCCUUGGGGACACAGCCUUGAAUAGCUUGGACUUCCCUUGGUUUCGAAUUUCAUACUUUCUAUUAUUGACUAGUUUCUACGUGCUUUUUGAGUGGAUUAUUCAUGCCUUUGUUGUGACUUGGUGGUCAUACCCAUUUCUUGACUUAUCAGUAGAAUAUGCUCCAUUGUGGUAUUUGAUCGUUGCAUUAUUGCAUCUUCCAUGUUACACCAUCUUUUUGCUUGUUGUUAAAUUUAAAUAUCACAUAUUGUCUCGAUGGUUUCCUGAUUCUUUUCAAUCUUUAAGAUGAUUGUUUAAUGUUGAAGAGCAUAUUGUUUUUGUAUAUGACUCUAGUAUUCUUUUUCUAUGAAUCAUACAAAAUAAAGCAUUUUUUAUAACUUUUAAUCAUCA
Messenger RNA from Lactuca saligna, 524 nucleotides. The record is from the annotation of a GenBank genome assembly. Lineage: Eukaryota; Viridiplantae; Streptophyta; Magnoliopsida; Asterales; Asteraceae.